GUAUCACUGAGAUCAUCUCAGAGAGAAAGUGAAAGAAUAAAGUAAUAGUUUGGAGCCUGUAGGUGGACCAGACCGUGAGUGAUGACCAGCUGUUUGUGUUUUUGUAAAGUGCUCUUUUGUGUUAUUAAUUCUUGUAUGUGUUUGUACAUGUUGUACAUGUUAGAUGUAAUUCAGAACUGAUUUUAGAUGAUUUGGUGUUUGGAUUUUUUGAAAAUUUGCCCUUUAAAAUCAAACUGGUGUGAGACUGGAAUAAAAUGCUUUAAUUGUGGAAUAAUCAGAUCUUCAUCUGCAAGCACAAGAGAUUUAUUCAUCCUCUUCCUCCUUUCUCUGUAUUGUUCACCUCAGGAAGAACUGUUUAGUGUCUGAUUCUGAAAGGCAGUGAUGUUGAACAGCAGCAGUACUACAACAUUCAGCCCUGAAUUAAAUUCUACAACUGAAUUUGAUUACGGUGAUUUACCUCCUGGACCAUGUGAUUACGGCCCCCAUUCAAGCCACAUUCUCCCGGUGCUCUACUCCGUGUUCUUCGUGGUGGGCUUGUUGGCCAACAUGCUGGUGCUGUGGGUGAUCCUGAGAGGUUCUCAUAUUAAAGCCCUGACUGACGUGUCUCUCCUGAACCUGAUCAUUUCUGACCUUCUGCUAAUCUCCACUCUCCCCUUUUUGGCUCAUUAUGCCAGAGAUCACUGGGUUUUUGGUAGCUUCAUGUGCACCCUGGUCCUCAGCGUGUACCACAUUGGGUUUUAUGCCGGCAUUUUCUUUAUUGUGCUGAUGAGCAUCGACAGAUACUUGGCGAUCGUCCAUGCCGUGUCCUCCUUGAGAAUUCGUACCAAGACUUAUGGGAUUUUAGCGAGCAUCUUCAUCUGGAUUCUCGCUGUUGCGUCUUCAUUUCCUGAACUCCUGUAUCUUAGAGUCAUAAGCAAUGGAACGGAAACAGUUUGCAGCGCGUAUCCACAGGAUUAUCACCAUGAUGUAAAAAGUGGGUGUAUCUUUAAAAUGAAUGUUUUGGGGCUGCUAAUUCCAAUCAUCGUUGUGGGAUUUUGUUACUUCAUGGUGCUCCAGAGGCUUCAUACCCUUCGUACUUCUACAAAACUCACUGUUCGUCUUGUUAUUGUGGUCAUGGUGGUGUUCUUCUGCUGCUGGAUACCGUACAACAUCACAGCGUUCCUCAAGGCACUGGAACUGAAGCGCAUCCUGACUCCAGGGUGUAAACUCAGCAGAAACAUCCAGCUGCUGCUGCAGAUCACCGAAGCUGUGGCGUAUUCACGCAGCUGCCUCAAUCCGUUCCUUUACGUGCUUGUGGGUCAAAAGUUCAGGAAACAUCUUGCCAGACUCCUUCUCCAGACACCAUGCAGCCAUGUGCAGUGUAUGAAACACUGCAUGACCCGAGCUGCAGCUUCAGUGUAUUCACAGUCCACGAGUGUGGAUGAAAAACAUAUGGAUGGAACUCAGCAUAUAAAAACACCUACAUAAGAUAGAAGUAAGAAAAACAAGCUUGUAGUUGCAUGUGUAAUUUACACCAUAUGGACAAAAUAUUGAGACGCCGGACUUUUCCAGCCAUAUGCAGUUCUUCCCCAAACUGUUACCACAAAUUUAGAAGCACACAAUUUUAGCGGACGUCUGUGGAUGUGAUGGCAUUAGAUUUUCCUCCAAACCAGCUCCCAUGAAGAUCUGUUUUCCAUGAGCUCCCCACUGAACACCUUUGGGAUGAAUGUGAAC
Messenger RNA from Silurus meridionalis, 1713 nucleotides. Its product is annotated as C-C chemokine receptor type 1-like. Bases 382 to 1467 code for a protein of 361 amino acids. The record is from RefSeq and is a predicted model, not a curated record. The transcript is spliced from 3 exons. Gene Ontology annotation, cellular component: membrane. Gene Ontology annotation, molecular function: chemokine receptor activity. Gene Ontology annotation, biological process: chemotaxis; immune response; G protein-coupled receptor signaling pathway. NCBI's taxonomy places the organism in Eukaryota, Metazoa, Chordata, Actinopteri, Siluriformes, Siluridae.